Drosophila santomea is the source of this 338-nucleotide messenger RNA. RefSeq lists its product as uncharacterized. The coding region runs from base 50 to 310 and encodes 86 amino acids. Lineage: Eukaryota; Metazoa; Arthropoda; Insecta; Diptera; Drosophilidae. The transcript has a single exon. The record is from RefSeq and is a predicted model, not a curated record.
GAUCUGCAUAUCAUUCGCUAUCAGCAGCUCAAGAAGUAAACUUACAGGAAUGGAAGGUCCUCUGUCGUUUCUCAAAGUGGAUCCUGCUUGCCUCAUUCUCAUUGUUUUAGGUAUUUCGCUGGUGGAUUUCGUGGUCAACAAUUGGUCCAGUCCAAAGGAAGAUAAAUCCUGCCGCCCGUCAAGCACUGCGUUUUCUGCCAAGAAGAACAAAAAGUGCGAGAAUGAGACUCCAUUGGUCAGAAAUCUGGGAUUGCGACAUCGUGCUAAACUUCUGGCUAGCGUUAAACGGCGACUCGAUCAUCAAUUUUAAGAAAACCAAAUUGUAGAUAUAAUAUAUA